AUGAGUGGAAUGGGUUACGGUAUGUUAUAUGUUAAUGGUGUAAACGUUGAUCCUUCACGUCGUCUAGAUCCUGGGUGGACAACAUAUACGCAACGUGUUCUGUACGUUUCGUAUGAUAUUACUGAAUUUUUGAAAGGUCAAUCAACUAACUGCAUCGGUGUACGAUUAGGACUUGGAUUUUAUACGCAUGAACAAUGGGGUGGUGGAGUUCCUGCACCGGCUCCAGAAGUAUUUGGUCCACCGCCAAGACUACUUUUACAAGUUAAUAUUGUACUUAGCGACCAUACAACGAUGAAUAUUAGCUCCGACAUAUCAUGGCUUGGUCGUGAAGGUGCCCAUCGUAAAGAUAGUAUCUAUAUGGGAACAAUUUAUGAUACUCGCGCUGAACGAUACAACUGGUCAACUGCUGGUUUCACUGAUCCUUACAGUUUAUGGCUGAAUGCCUCUCUAAUUGAAUCGCCAUUGACUUCACCAACCGGUCAGUUAACAUAUCAGUCUAUGGAUCCAAUACGAAUUAGCCCAUAUGCCUUGCACAUUGCUACCUCAGCUUCACAAACUGGUUACAAGUCAAUGCCAUCAGGUGUUAUUGGUGGUAAUAUAAUGGAUGGUGGUGUGUUUAAUGCUACACCUUUAGCGAACCAACAAGUUCCGACAUAUGACAUUUCACAAAAUAUUGCUGGAUACUGCACAUUAACAAUUACAGGUAGAAAAGGAAUGACUGUAUCAACACGACAUGCAGAAUUACUAAAUGCACCAGGUGUAGAUGGAAUUACAUAUCAAGGACUGAACUCUGCUAAUUAUCAAAUUAUAUCUGCAUCCGAUGAUUUUAUUAUUCAAGGUAAUCCACAUGAAGUACUGGCACCUCUGUUUACUUAUCAUGGCUUCCGUUAUAUCUCAAUAUAUGCUAACUACAUUAAUAUCGAGUCAGUCGUUUGCGCAGCAAUACACAGUGAAACAACUCUGAUCGGUAAUUUUACUUCAUCAUCACUCGUACUCAAUCAAAUUCAACAUAAUACUCUGUGGUCACAACUGAGCAAUAUAAUGUCGAUUCUAACAGACUGUAGUCAACGACAGGAGCGACGAGGAUGGCUUGGUGAUGCAGCUCUGUCAGUUGAUGCUGCAUUAUUCAACUUUGAUUUGUAUGGAUUAUAUGUGAAUUUUCUACGAAAUAUUGCAGAUGUUCAGCAUGAAGAUGGAUCGAUUCCUGAUACAGCACCAUACUCCGUCGGUGGAUAUGUAGCAGAUCCAUCAUGGGCACAUGCUUAUCCAGAAAUAACUUGGCGUAUUUAUCAACAUUACAAUGAUACAAUCAUUGUAAAACAACACUAUGCUGGAAUUCAAGCAUGGGUAGAUUAUUUGACUAGUCGUGCACAACAAAGUGGUUUAGGGAAUAUGUAUUUCGCUUACGGCGAUUGGGAAACACCAGCUCAUUAUCCUGUAACGAAUAGUUCAUUGGUCUCAGCAUUUUCAUAUUUAAGUGAUGUACAAAUAAUGAUAAUUCUGUCAAAAAUUCUAAAUAAUCAGACGAAUGUUGACAAAUAUAGCAAAUUGUAUGAUCAAUUGGCAAUAGAAUUCCAUGAAACAUUUUACAAUCCGCUCGUCAAUGGAUAUGCAGAAGGACAUCAGACGGCGAAUGCACUCGCAUUGAAACUACCCAAUGUUGUACCUAUAGAUCUUCGUGCAUCGGUCAUCAAAGCUCUUGUUAAUGAUAUUACUGCUAAUGACAAUCAUUUGACAACUGGUAUUAUAGGAACGGCUGCACUAUUUCCAGUUUUGUCUGAUGCCGGCUAUCAUGAUUUAGCGGUGACAGUGGCGACUCAAACAACUUAUCCAUCUUUCGGAUUUAUGUUCAAUAAUGAUGUACAGAAUGCCACAACAAACUGGGAAACGUUUCAUGCUUUAUUAAAAGGCUUUGGUGGUACAGAUAGUCUAAACCAUCAUAUGUUUAAUAGUAUUGGUGCUUGGUUCUAUCGAUACUUGGCCGGAGUACAAUUGGAUGGUUUUGUCGAAGAUCUUAUUAUUCAUCCACGAUUGACUCGACAAUUGAUGAAUAUAGAAGCCGAACUUCCUACUUUGAAUCUUUUACAAUCAGAUCAAUCAGCAUUAACUGUUGAUCAAUGGAAUCUACUCUCAAAUCUAUCAAAUUGUUAUGAUGAAUAUAGUGGACUAUCAAUUGGUGAACAUUUCAUGCUUGAACAAAGUGUUUUACCAUUUAAAUUUCGUUUUAAACAAGAACCAAUACUGAACUUUGUUGGAAUGGUAUUAGAUAAAAGUCAAUCAUUAUAUACAAACAAUCAAAACUUUCUCUCCUUGUCUGAGGAUGAUCGUUCGCUUUUACUUCAUAAUUUAUUUAAACAUACGGGAAAUCUUUGUACGCAUUUUAUCGGUUAUAAAAUUCAUUUAUUUGAUUGUCCUGCUUACUUCAAUACUCUUGAAAUGAUUACUCAUCCAAGUGUAUUACCUGCUGCUAAACGUAUAGCAAAGCGACUUGAUUUUGAUAUGAUCAUAAUGAAAUUAUUUCUUGCUAUUCUUUCAUUUUCAACAACUCGCUAUACAGUCUAUUCAAAUACCUCGCUAGUUAAUUGA
Messenger RNA from Rotaria sp. Silwood1, 2586 nucleotides. The record is from the annotation of a GenBank genome assembly. NCBI's taxonomy places the organism in Eukaryota, Metazoa, Rotifera, Eurotatoria, Philodinida, Philodinidae.